Messenger RNA from Perca flavescens (yellow perch), 1046 nucleotides. RefSeq names its product TM2 domain containing 2 (gene tm2d2). NCBI's taxonomy places the organism in Eukaryota, Metazoa, Chordata, Actinopteri, Perciformes, Percidae. The coding region runs from base 155 to 799 and encodes 214 amino acids. The record is from RefSeq and is a predicted model, not a curated record. The transcript has 4 exons.
AAGAAGAAGAAAAAGAAGGAGGUUUUUUUUUUUUUAUCGCGUCAUACACACGCGACUCAAUCAAACAUUCCUUGGUAACGUUAGCUGGCUAAAUGUGGCCGUUAACCAUGAAUGGCUAUUCUAUUAAAAUUAAUGUAGUAUUUUAAGAGUGACAAUGGUUUCAGUAAGCUAUAUUCUGUUGUGCGGUCAGUUCCUGAUGCUACUGACGGUGAUUCUUUUACAAUGCCUGGGAGGAAUUCACUCCCAAAACUCAACGACAACGGAUUAUCCUGCUGUUUCUCCUGGUCAGGGAGCUACUUAUGAAAUACCGGUGGAAAGUGCGAAUUAUACAGAGCCCUUUGAGUACAAACCUCCGUCACCAGUGGUCCUCUGCAGCUAUUUACCAGAGGAGUUCAUCUACUGUCAAGAUCCUGUAGAUCAUGCAGGCAACCACAGUGCCUUUCAGGAAAUGGGUCAUGGUUGUGUCGGAUGGGGUGGCCAGACUCAAAAAGAGGUGAACCACACACCAGUUAUCUGCACUGCACUCGAUGAGAUAGAGUGUGCCGGACCAAGAGAAUUCCUCAGAGGAAAAGUACCCUGCAUCAAAUACACCGGACACUAUUUCAUUACCACCCUGCUGUACUCCUUCUUCCUGGGUUGUUUUGGGGUCGAUCGUUUCUGCCUAGGCCACACUGGCACUGCUGUUGGGAAGCUGCUCACCCUGGGAGGCCUGGGAAUCUGGUGGUUUGUGGACUUGAUCCUACUUAUCACUGGCGGCUUGAUGCCUAGUGAUUACAGCAACUGGUGCACCUACUACUGAGACAGAGAGCCGAGUGAGGACUUGGCCCACUUCUCAGUCAUACAUCAGUUAAAUAUUGAGAAUUCCAGCAAUGUGGCCUCAGCCUACCAUAAUUAUAAAACUGUGGGCUGACUUGAGGGGAUUUACAGCUCUGCUGUGCAAAGUGGAGCCCAGGGACCUCCCAGAGGUGUCUAAUAACGAAGUACAAAUACUUACUUAAGUAAACAUUUUGGGUAUCUAUACUUUACUGGAGUAAUUAUUUUACAGC